Molecule: messenger RNA, 729 nt
Organism: Cuscuta europaea
Lineage: Eukaryota; Viridiplantae; Streptophyta; Magnoliopsida; Solanales; Convolvulaceae
Source: the annotation of a GenBank genome assembly
AUACACACAAUCACACCAACACCACUAAUAAUAAGAGCUCAAACAUAUCCUGAACAACACAAACCCAAGCCUGCCUUAUUCUUACCAUCUCCAUGAAACAAAAACGUUUAACCACUGCCACUCGUCAUGAUCAUCAUCAAGAAGAACCCCCCAGCAAAGUUAGGGCAACUGCUUACCACUGGGGCAACAGUUAUGACACCCAAUCCCAUAUGGAGGCCUUCCUGCUAAAGGGUACUGCGGCAGAAGGAGGAGGGGUGUGUGAUGAGCUGGAGGAAGGCGGUCUCCUCCUGCGGGAGCCGCCACUCGCGGAGGAGGGUGCCGGAAGGGAGCGGCUGCAGAGGCAUAGACAUGAGGUGGCCGGGCGCGUUUGGAUCCCGGAGAUGUGGGGCCAGGAGGAGUUUCUCAAGGACUGGAUCGACUCUUGUACUUUUGAUGCUUCCUGGGUGAAUGCCAACAUAAUCUUAGCUCGUACGGCUUUGGUGGAGACAGCUCGUAGAACGCCACCGCCGCCUCAUCCAACUCCGGCCAGAUUAAGAAUAGAUAGCACUUGCUUUCCUGUUCCGUGAUGAUUAUUACUCCAUAGUUCCCUAUUGUCUCCAUCUCAAAUAAACUUCAACCAUUUUAAUUUUAUAUCGCUUUUUUCCAUUAUUCCAUACAUAUCUUGUACAAUAUCCAUUAUUUUUUAUAGGGUUAAUUGUCAAAAUAGAACUAAAAGUUAGUCACUUUGCA